AUGCUUGUCUCGGGCUUACCUGGCCCUGACGACGAUGGGAAUGGUCGUCCAAUGAAAAGAGCGCGAAAUUGGGGGAAUCCACCCUUCGGCCAAUAUCAAGAGUACGAAAUUCAAACGAACUCGUAUAGCGGUUUCGACAUGCCUAAGCAAGAUAGACACGAAGCUUCCCUCGCUACUCCUCACAAGGAGAAGAACCCGAGCCGUACGUUGUCCUGUAGGGAGUGUCGACGAAUGGGACAUGUCCUCAUCCUCCUCGAGUGUGAUCGAAAUUUUCCUUGCCAGUCCUGUCGGAAACGGGGAUGUGGUGAUAUAUGUCCUGAAGGAGCUCUGACCUCUGGAAGGGGUAGCCGAUUCAUUCUUGCAAAUACAGGACAACUUCAUGCGAAGAUUUCGCAACUCAGUGAACGCGUUCGGCAGCUCGAAAAUGCACUGCGCGACCAUACUAGUCCUGAACACCCUUUGCUUGCUCCAGAUCUUCUCCAAAUGAAAACCAUCCAAGAAUUUUAUGGGACGACAUCCGCUUCGCAAGCCGAACUUUUUCCACGAGAUGGCGAGAACUUGCAUCAAGCCGUGAAUACGUUGUCCCUCAACAGUAGCGAUAAUGCUAAUAUCUAUAUGAAUCAACUGACUCAAGGACCGCCCGAGGUGCCUCAAGAGGUGCUUCAGCUAAGCAUCACCUUUCCCUUUCCGUGGGCCGUGGAUCUCAAAAUCCGACAGCGUAUUCGAGACGCUUUGCCCCCUCGAGCAGAAGCUCAGUUAGUAUGCAAGGAAGCGCAAGGAAAUGCGUUGUGGCAAUACAACCUCGACGCUUCGGAAACAUUCCUUCCAAAUCUUCUGCACCACUGUUACGAGUCACCUAUUGAAGACCUCAGCCCUAGACGUUUGGCGCUAUUACUCAUGGUUCUCUCGAUAGGAUCCCUGGUCGAUCUCAACAAGCCUUUGGGUAAUUUAUAUGGUGAAGCUUACCAUCACUUGGCCCGUGCUUCUGUUUGUGAGAUUCCUCUCAUGGAAGAACCCGACUUCGACACGCUUCAUGCCCUCUUUUUCAUGAUCUGGUACCAUCUGAUUUUUUCCGAUAACAAGAAAGCUGUGGGGUAUGCUUGGAACCUAAUGGGUUUCGUGGCGAAAUUAGCACAAGGGGUGAGCUAUAAUCGUGAAGGUUCUCGCAUCAAAAGGAUACCUGAGGAACAUGAAAAGCGGAGGUUCGUCUUCUGGGAGCUCCUUAACCUGGAUUGUCGUAUGAGUCUUUCUCUUGGACGUCCACCAUCCAUCUGCUUAGCGCACGUUGAUAUUAAGCCGCCUUCGUUUACCGCCCCAGGCUUACAUGUUCCGCGUGAGGAGAUGAUGUAUCAUGAAUGGAAGAACAAAUUCUUCAUCGACUGUCUGUCGCCUAUUCUGGAGACGAUCGUUUCCGUCAACACUCCACUAUACCAGAGAACCGUCGAGCUGGACAAGAAAAUCCGCGAUUUUCCGAUUCCGGAAAUACUCAAGGACGACUACAGCUCCGGUUCUGGUUCCAGAUCCCUUGCCAUGCAGAGAGCUCUGUUGUCGACGGGGCGCGAUAUAGCUCUUCUACAACUUCACCGUCGACCAUUCAUGGAGCUCUUGAACAACUCAGAACACUUUGACUGGGACAGGGAGUUCGCUCCAUCACUCCUCGCGACUUACCUGAGCACAUCGUCCAUAAUUGGGGCGGUAGAGACACUAUUCAAUAAGGAAGAACAGCUAAGUGGAAGGUUUUUAUGCUUCUGGUUCAAUACAUUUUCCGCAUCUGUCACACUUUCCCUCCUAGUGUCCAGAGAACCUUCAUGUUCACUCGCUCCGCGCGCACUGGAGGAUUUGGAUCGUGUCUAUAAGCUUUUCAUGCGAGCCGCGAAAGUUCUGCCGUUCUGCGCACGAACGCUGCCUGUCGUGAAGAAGAUGCUUGAUAAAACCACACGAGGCGCUCCCGUUCCCCAUUCUGGAUCCUCAGUAUCUUUGCAAAUCUCACCUCAUCUUUCCUCGACAUUUCAUGAUUCUCAUCCAUAUCUUAAACAAUACUUGCAAGAUUUAAACAAACCAGUAUACAACAUCGGCUCUUUUGAGAGACCUGCACACAGUUACCCUGAUUCUCACCGACGUCUCCAGCCUCCAUAUUAUGAUGGCACAGGCCCUUGGCUCCCAGACAUAUACUCUUUCAGUACGGUAGACGGUAUAGGUGUCGAGAAUCGGUACAAACCGGCUUUGGCGCCACCGACGCCGUUCAUGCCUUCUUCGCCCCGGGUGGACGAGAAUGAGAAGGUCAAUUUCGAAUAUGGAGCAUUGACGACGGACUUAGAAGAGACGAGUUACAUGGCGUGGUUUUGA
This is a messenger RNA of Lentinula edodes (shiitake mushroom), 2346 nucleotides long. RefSeq lists its product as uncharacterized. The record is from RefSeq and is a predicted model, not a curated record. The coding region runs from base 1 to 2346 and encodes 781 amino acids. The transcript has 16 exons. Gene Ontology annotation, biological process: DNA-templated transcription. Gene Ontology annotation, molecular function: DNA binding; zinc ion binding. NCBI's taxonomy places the organism in Eukaryota, Fungi, Basidiomycota, Agaricomycetes, Agaricales, Omphalotaceae.